This is a messenger RNA of Polyodon spathula (Mississippi paddlefish), 2581 nucleotides long. Its product is annotated as putative claudin-24. NCBI's taxonomy places the organism in Eukaryota, Metazoa, Chordata, Actinopteri, Acipenseriformes, Polyodontidae. The record is from RefSeq and is a predicted model, not a curated record. The transcript is spliced from 3 exons. Gene Ontology annotation, molecular function: structural molecule activity. Gene Ontology annotation, biological process: cell adhesion; bicellular tight junction assembly. Gene Ontology annotation, cellular component: bicellular tight junction; plasma membrane. Bases 1215 to 1874 code for a protein of 219 amino acids.
UGUAAGUUCUAUUAAGCUGUAUGCUUUCUUAUGUUAGGAUAAGACUAAACUAUGUAAGAAUGCAAUAGCAGAAUAAUCAUAUUUCAUUUUACUAUAUAAUAGUGUAUUGCCAUAGGACACUGCAACUUAAAUGACUAAGGUGUUAAUUAAAUAGAAUUCUGAAGGAUACUUUACCAGUCUUCUGUGAAAGAUGAGAGACGCUAAAGAACUUCUUUUAUUUUGUGUGUUUCAUUCCGGGCCUGUUAUACAGUACAGCCAUUUGGGCUUUUGUUUACUAAGAGGCCCUGUGCCAAUUUUAAGCUGGUUCCACCACGGCAGUGGUACUUCUUCAUUAAAAAGUACACCACGCUGACUGAGAGUGAUGGAGAGGUCCUGCUGUUUAAGAGAUGCCUGCUGUCAUCAACACCUUUUACCUUCAUCACCUUUUUUUCUGUAAUUUUUUCCCUUGGUCUCACUUGUUCUUGGACACCCGACCACUGCUGUGGGACAGACAUCCGGAGAGACAAACAAAGGGGACUAUGGCCCUUUUGUGGGUCAGCUGAGAAAGCAGCAGUUUUGUGUAGGAGAGUCGAAUGAUCUGAAGGAGCAUUUUUGCUUUUGAUAAUGUAUAUCUACAUGCCCCUUACCCACAAUCCCUCUUCCAGUGAAUGCAGUCUAAAUCAGAAUGCAACGCAACAAUAAAGGGCUCUGUCUCUGGCUGAGGAUCCUAAUAAUGAAAUGAACUGUAUCCAUUUGAACAAAGGGAGCUGUGGCACUCAGGGAUUUCUUUUUUUAAUUGGAACUUAAACAUGAUAUAAUGUACAUACCAUACCUAUUGGACUUGUAGUGGAAAUCAGUAACAUUCUCCCUGUCAAACACUGUUGCUUAAAGAACCAGAUAAUUGUUUUUUGUUUUUUGUACAGUACUAUAACUGCAGGUUUUACUGCAAAGGACAGCUGUCUACUUCUACAAUACCCCCAGUAAGAGUCAUCUACAAAAGUGAAGUUGAUGUAUUUGUCCACCAGGAAGUACUGCUUGGAACUCUCAAGAUAUGAUGCACAUUGAAAAUCCAAAUUAGAGGCAGUCGAUUUAAAGGUGCUCACAACCAAGCAGAAGUUGUUAGUACUAACUGACCUGUAUACUUUAGGAUUUAUACUGAAACAAGCUGCUCCACUGCAGGGCACUGAUACAGCACAAUUAACCACCAGCCUCACAGAAGAAGCAGCUGAAGCAAAAUGGAGCCAGGGCUGUGUGUUGCGGAGCCGCUGGGACUGUUUCUCUGUGUGGGGGCUUGGGUUUGCACACUGACCACCACUAUUUUACCCCAGUGGUUGACACUCUCCACAGAGCUGCUGCAGACAGAAAGCUACCAGCUCGGUCUGUGGGAGACCUGUGUUGUUCAAGAUCUGGGUGGCAUUGAAUGCAGACCUUACGAUAGCAUGCUCGGCCUCCCUGGGGAUAUCAGGCUGGCUCGGAUCCUCAUGUGUGUGGCAGUGGCUACUGGGCUCCUGGGUCUACUGGUCCCAAUACCUGGACUCACCUACGUGAACUGCUGCAAUGGCCGGGGUGGUGAGCGGACAAAGAGGGUCCUGAGAGUGUUGGGAGGCGCAUUCUCUUUUCUCGCUGGCAUCAUUUGUCUGGUGCCAGUGUCCUACAUGGCUCACUUGACGGUGCUCAAGUUCUGGGAUGACACGAUUCCCGAUAUUGUUCCCAGGUGGGAGUUUGGGGAAGCACUGUUCUGCGGGUGGACUGCUGGAUUCCUCCACAUUGUCGGAGGGAUCGUCUUUGCUUCCUCUCACUUUUGCUAUGAAGAGGAAUCGGAUAGUAAAGCUACAAGAAGUCUGGAAAUGCAAGCUUUGGACAACACAUCCCAGACCAGGGUGGAGUAUGUGUAACAGGCAAAAACUGGUUUACUACCAGGGUUCUUGAGAAAAAUUCAAGUAUGCCUCAAUACAAAACACAGUUCCUUCUUCUAAGCAUUCACUUGCUUGUCUUAAUAAAUCCCUGUAGUGUUAUUGCUAUGACAACACCUGUAUUAUUAUCAAUAAAUACUAUGUUAUAUUUGAUGCCAAACUGAUUAAGGGAUAUAAGUAGCUUUAUUUAGAUUUUAAAAUUGGAAUCUGCAUGCAGAGCUGCUAUAUUCGCUUCUUUUUUUUUUUUUUUUACAUCACAGUUUUGUACAUUCAGUCUGGAUAAUGUGUUUAUGUAUAAUCACAACAGGAUUCCUUAUUUGUGUGUUGCUUUAGAGGAAAUUUGUCAAAAUCAGACAGGGAGCAAUGCAUUUCAUAAAUAGUCUAGCAAAGCUGAAUUAUUUUAAGUAAAUGCCUACCGGGAUUAUAUUGCAAUUACAGCACUACUAUCCUAGGGUUGACUUUAAAAUACUAUCAAACAAAAGUGUGAUAAAGAUAAUUGAUUUUUUCAUCUGAUAAAAUUAGCCCUGUUUUCCACUGUUCUUCCAUUAGUAUUUUCUACUACUGAUCAGUAUUUAAGUCUGUUUUUAGGUAUAAGUAGGUUAUGGUGUGAUAGUACAUCACAGGAGCAGCUUUAACCCAACUGCUUAUUUUUUGUUGUGCACUGUUAUAUUUAUAUCAGUGAUCUGUGU